This is a messenger RNA of Selaginella moellendorffii, 2176 nucleotides long. RefSeq names its product pentatricopeptide repeat-containing protein At4g02750. NCBI's taxonomy places the organism in Eukaryota, Viridiplantae, Streptophyta, Lycopodiopsida, Selaginellales, Selaginellaceae. The transcript has 2 exons. The record is from RefSeq and is a predicted model, not a curated record. The coding region runs from base 26 to 2098 and encodes 690 amino acids. Gene Ontology annotation, molecular function: protein binding; RNA binding. Gene Ontology annotation, biological process: RNA modification.
CUUGGGCGAUUUUAUUCUCUAGCAGAUGGACAGGGUGGGGAUCAAGGAUGCCGUGGAGAGGUUGGAGCUGGGUUGUCGGCCGGUGGACACUACAACUUACGCAGAUCUUCUACGACAGUGUGGCAGUGCUAAAGCUCUUGCAGAAGGCCGGAAAAUUCACGAGCUUGUAGCGAGAUCCGGGCAUGGUGAGGAUCCAUUCCUGGGGAACCUGCUCGUGAGAAUGUAUGGCAGCUGCGGGAGAUUGCAAGAGGCCCUGGAAGUUUUCAACAAUCUCAAGAGAAGGGACGUGUUCUCCUGGAACGUGAUGCUGGCGGCGUAUGCCCAGAACGGGCAUCUCCAAGAAGCGGCUGAGGUGUUUCAUCGAAUGCCACUGAAGAGCUCCUCCUCCUGGAACGCGAUGAUCACGGCUUACUCUCUCGUCGGGCGUGUGUUGGAAGCGAGAAUGCUCUUCGAUGAGAUGAUCGAGAGGACAGUCAUCUCUUGGAACACCAUCAUCGUCACGUAUGCCCAGAACGGGCAUCCCGCGGAAGCUCUCUACAUGUUUAAGACGAUGGACUUGAGUGGAUUCCAGCCCAACAAGGCCAGGAUAGUUCACUGCUUGGUGAUCGAGAGUGGCUUCCAGUCGGAUAUCAUGGUUGCCACCACGGUUCUUAACAUGUAUGGGAAGUGUGGAAGCCUGGACGAUGCCUUGGCGGUGUUCCAUGCGCUUCCUAGCCGAGACGUGGUGGCUACCAACGCGAUGAUCACAGCGUACGCUCAGAACAAACACUUGCCACAAGCCAGGGAGCUCUUCGAGAGCACGAAACGGAAGAGUAUCAUUUCCUGGAACACAAUGAUCGCUGCUUACAUCCAAGCUGGUGAAAUCGCGGAAGCCAGGGGCUUGUUCGAUCGAAUGGAGCUCAGGAACACGGCUUCCUGGAACACCCUCUUAGCAGGCUACGCUCACAGCGGACACCUCCAAGAAGCUCUAACGCUCUUCGCGAUCAUGGACUUGGAAGCUCGCGAGCCGCCGGACAAAGUCACAUUCGUGACGAUGCUCGACGUUUGCGGGAACCUCAAGAACUCGGCAGCCGGGGAGGAGAUCGACGCAGCAGUGACUUCGAGUGGCCUCUGGCAAGACGUGACGGUCGGGAAUGCGCUCGUUUGCAUGCACGGGAGGUGUGGACGAAUGGAGCUCGCCAGGAGCCUGUUCGAGAGGAUGGAGCACAGAGAUGGCGUGCUGUGGACGACGAUGGUGGCAGCCUACGCUCAGAACAAUCUCCUGGAUCAAGCCCGGGCUACUUUCGACGCGAUGCCGGACAAGCUCUCGCUCGUUGCCCCCUGGAACGCGAUGAUCUCGGCCUACGUCCGCUGCGGAGAGAAUUCAUCCGGAGUGAUGCUCUUCCUCCUCAUGGACCUGGAAGGCGGCCGAGCGAACGAGAUCACGCUGGUCUGCGUCUUCGAGGCUUGCACCACUCCAUCCCAGCUCGCCACCGGACGAAGAAUCCACACGGCCCUGGAACGCUCUGGCGAGAACCAGCUGCUAAACCAUCCGGCCGUGAGAACCUCGCUCGUCAACAUGUAUGGAAAGUGUGGCAAGCUUGCGGAAGCUCGGGCCAUCUUCGACAAGGUCGCAGCGUCCCAGCGCGGAGAUCUGGUGCUCUUCUCGGCGAUGAUCGCGGCCUACGCGCAGAGCGGCCACAGCAAAGAAUCGCUGGAGCUUUUUGGUGCCAUGGCUCUCGACGGUAUCCUGCCAACGGACGUCACGUUUAUCAGCGUCUUGGCGGCGUGCAGUCACGCGGGCCUGGCCAAGGACGCGCGGUACCACUUCGUGGCCAUGGCUGGCGACUACGGGAUCGCGGCGAGCUUGGAUCACUAUAUCUGCAUGGUGGACGUGUUGGGGAGGUCCGGAAAGGUGGCGGAGGCGGGAGAGCUUGUGGGUGUGAUGCCGUUUGUGCCGGAUGCUGUGGCGUGGAAGACUUUGCUGGGGUGUUCUAAGGUUCAUGAAAAUGCUGGGCUUGCUCGCUGGGCCGCGGAGAAGCUGGCCAGGAUUGAUGCCAAGAACCCCAGUUCUUAUUUGCUUUUGUCAAGUGCUGUCACCAAAGUUGGCAAAUCUUAGCUAAGAUUUGCCAAUCUAUAGAAUCGCAAAUGUCUGAGCUCGAAUUUUUGUCACAGUACCUCUCAAGUGCGUUCCAUU